Molecule: messenger RNA, 3901 nt
Organism: Lolium perenne
Lineage: Eukaryota; Viridiplantae; Streptophyta; Magnoliopsida; Poales; Poaceae
Product: kinesin-like protein KIN-14E
Biological process (GO): microtubule-based movement
Cellular component (GO): microtubule cytoskeleton
Molecular function (GO): microtubule motor activity; microtubule binding; ATP binding
Source: RefSeq, a predicted model, not a curated record
ACGCGAACAAAGUGGGGAAAACACGCGAGAGACAAAUCCAAAUCCAAAUCCACACACCGCCAGCCACCUCCCACCGCCCACCGCCGCGCUCCUUCCCCAGCUCCUCCGCCGCCCCUAGCUAGCUCCCGGCAGAGAUCCGAUGGACUGCGACGCGGCGUCCGCGGCGGGGGACGACCCCAUGGACUUCUCCUGGACCGCGGGGUGGGAGGCGGGGGGCGCGGCCGCCCGCGCCAGCCCCGACACCGCCGACGCGCCCCAGCCGCCGCCGCCGCCGGCCGCUUCCCCGCAGGAGGAGGCGGAGUCCAUGAUCCUGGCGUCCGGGCCGCGCGUCGCCGUGGCCGGGCUCAGGCGGGCCGACUGCCGCGCAGAUGAAUGCGUCAUGUUCAUCAACGCCGGCGGAUGCGCGAUGGAACCCGCCGACACCUCCACACUGUUCUCUGCCGAUUCCUUCUUCGAAGGAGGGGACGCAAUAGAGACGUCCGAGGACAUAGCUGAAGGCGGCGACUACCCCUCGCUUUACAGCUCGGCGCGCUACGGCAACUUCAGCUACAAGUUCGACGGUCUUGCUCCAGGAGACUACUAUCUGGAUCUGCAUUUCGCGGAGAUAGUGCACACUGACGGGCCAAAGGGGAUCAGAUCGUUUGAUGUGCUUGUGCAGGAAGACAAGAUUUUGUUGGAACUCGAUGUGUUCGCGGUGGUCGGAGGUAACAGGCCCCUGCAGGUGCUUGAUAUUAGGGCCACUGUUGAGAGCAGCGGUGCUAUUGUCAUCGAUUUCAGGGGAGUAAGAGGAAACCCCAUGGUUUGUGGCAUCUGUAUUCGGAGAGGCCCAGUAUUGCCAGCGGCAAAGGCUGGUACAGAUGGGAGUACCUUAUGCAGAAGAUGUUUAACUGAUGUAGAGGUUUCUUCACCUAUUCAGAAAAGGACAGCUAAAUUGAUCUCAAAAUAUGAGAAGCAGAUUGAGGAGCUAACCAGCCAAUGCAACAUGAAGUCUGACGAGUGCUCCAUGGCAUGGUCUUUAGUGGAAUCCACCAAUCAAGAGCUUGACAGACUUAAGAUAGAGCUUCACCAAAAGCUUGUGCAGAGUGAUACCUUUGAACAAGUCCUCGAUACACAAACUGACCAGCUAAGAAAGGUUUCUCAGAACUAUGAAAAUGACAAGAAACUCUGGGCUGCUGCCAUAUCUAACUUGGAAAGCAAAAUCAAGGCUAUGAAACAAGAGCAAGCAUUAUUAUCUCUUGAAGCACACGACUGUGCAGACUCGAUUCCUGAUUUGAGUAAGAUGAUUGCAGCUGUUCAAGCCUUAGUUGCACAAUGUGAGGAUCUGAAAAUAAAGUACAAUGAAGAGAUGGCCAAGAGAAAGAGACUUCAUAAUAUUGUCCAGGAAACAAAAGGAAAUAUCAGGGUUUUCUGUCGAUGCCGCCCCUUAAGCAAAGUUGAGACAUCAUCAGGAUAUAAAUGUGUGGUGGACUUUGAUGGAGCAAAUGAUGGUGACAUCGGGAUUAUGAAUGGAGCAAAAAAGACAUUCAAGUUUGACAGAGUCUACACACCAAAGGAUGAUCAAGCCGAGGUGUACGCUGAUGCUUCUCCUCUGGUCACGUCAGUGUUAGAUGGGUACAAUGUAUGCAUCUUUGCAUAUGGACAGACAGGGACUGGGAAAACCUUCACCAUGGAAGGGACUGAUAGGAACAGAGGAGUAAAUUACAGAACUUUGGAAGAGCUGUUCAAAAUCGCCGAGGAGAGAAAAGACUCUGUCACAUACAACAUAUCUGUUAGUGUGCUUGAGGUUUACAAUGAACAGAUUAGAGACUUGCUUGCAACAUCCCCUUCAUCCAAGAAAUUGGAGAUCAAGCAAGCAAGUGAAGGAUCCCAUCAUGUUCCUGGCAUAGUUGAGGCCAAAGUUGAGAAUAUAAGUGAGGUUUGGGAUGUCUUACAAACCGGAAGCAACUCUAGGGCUGUAGGGUCAAAUAAUGUGAAUGAACAUAGCAGUCGUUCACACUGCAUGCUUUGCAUCAUGGUGAGAGCAAAGAACCUGAUAAAUGGGGACUGCACAAGAAGUAAGCUCUGGCUAGUAGAUUUGGCCGGAAGUGAGCGGUUAGCCAAGACUGACGCCCAAGGUGACCGGCUUAAGGAAGCCCAAAAUAUUAACAGGUCGCUUUCUGCUUUGGGCGAUGUCAUUUCAGCUCUUGCUUCCAGAAGUAGCCACAUCCCUUACAGAAAUUCAAAGCUGACUCACUUGCUCCAAGAUUCCUUAGGAGGGGAUUCGAAAGCCCUAAUGUUUGUGCAGAUUAGCCCAUCUGACAAUGAUGUGUCUGAAACUUUGAGCUCAUUAAACUUUGCUAGCCGUGUUCGUGGCAUAGAAUUGGGCCCAGCAAAGAAGCAGAUUGACACGGCAGAACUUCAAAAGGUCAAGCAGAUGCUCGAAAAGUCUAAGCAGGAAGCCAGACUUAAGGAUGAUUCUCUGAAAAAGCUGGAGGAGAACUGCCAAAAUUUAGAGAACAAAGCCAAAGGAAAAGAGCAACUUUACAAAAGUUUGCAAGAAAAGAUAAAAGAUCUUGAAAGCCAGUUGGAUUCAAAGACGCAUUUUCAAAUUACUUCAGAGAAGCAGCAGUGUCAGCUUUCUGGAAAACUUAAGGAGAAAGAAGAAAUCUGUACUGCACUCCAGCAGAAGAUAGUGGAGUUGGAGCGCAAACUUGGACAGCAGCAACGAUCAGACUCCGAGUCCGCAGUUCUUAAGCAAACGGUAUGAAACUUGACUAUAAGUUUACUGCUAUAAUCAUCUAUCUAUUUGUAUUCGUUGAUCAAGAGACUUUUUCAGAUUGAGGAGCUGGAGCUCAAGCUGAAGGAACAGGAGCAACAAAGAGCAGUUGCAGAAUCGAAGGCGAGGGAAAUAGGCCAAGAGCUCUUGGAGGCACAGAAAACAGAAUCGAUGCUUCAGAGCAAGCUGCUAGAUGUAGAGAAGAACUUGCAGGAGAGGACAACACUUGAGGACGCAAGCAUGGUAGCACAGGAACCAGAACCAAAGCUUGAGAGCAAGCUGCUAGAUGUUGAGAAGAAGCCGCAAGAGGGGACGAAACUUGAGGACUCUGAAUUAAUGCCUGCUCCCUCCGUUUCCCUGCCAAGAGUCGUCCCUACCACCCCCGUGGAGGCAAAGGUGCCGGUGCUGCCUUCCCCAAGAGAGGAGGCGAUGAGCGAGAAGGCGGCACAUCAUCGCAUCCUGAGAAGCUCAGAUUCCGCCAACAAGCGAGUCCCCAGCUCCCUCUUCGCCGCCGCACCCACGGAGGCCGUAAACGAGAGGAAGAGGAAAGGGGACGCAAGGAACACGAUCGGCGGCGGCGAGGAACACGAGAACAACCACCCCGGUGCCGGCGGCCACACUGCGGCGAGGAAGAGGAACUACAGCCUGCAGGGCGGCGGCGAGGAGGUUGAGAACAGCCAUCCUGCUGCCAGGCAGAGGGGCGCGAGGAACCGGAGCCUGCAGGGCGAGGCGAGGUCCAAGAGGACGUCCACGGAGCCUCAGGCCAGGGUCCCGGUGAGGCCGUCGACGGCGGUGGGGUCGAGGGCGGCCAGCGCUGCUGCAAGCAAGACGGGUGCUGGGUCCAGGGUCACCAGGCCGCAGGCGCCGGCGGCUAGCAGCAACAAGACCAGAGGCUGGGUCAGGUAGUUCAGACUGAUGCUGUACGUUUUAGAUGGCAUUGUACUGAGUGCAGUAUGAUAGUAUGGCCUGUGUAACUUUUAGGUGCUGUUGUACUUGUUGGAAGGCUCAACUUUUAGCUGAGCCGUGCUUUGCUGCAAACAUCUUGUGCGGUGAAUCACACGUGGUUUGCAUUUGUAAUUGUAGGGAAUACAGUGUAACCUAUUGGUAGGAACUGCAGUGUUGGCUAUUUUAUUUCGUUCAGUACUA